Messenger RNA from Acanthochromis polyacanthus (spiny chromis), 4813 nucleotides. RefSeq names its product EMAP like 4 (gene eml4). NCBI's taxonomy places the organism in Eukaryota, Metazoa, Chordata, Actinopteri, Pomacentridae. The record is from RefSeq and is a predicted model, not a curated record. Gene Ontology annotation, biological process: microtubule cytoskeleton organization. Bases 288 to 3236 code for a protein of 982 amino acids. Gene Ontology annotation, molecular function: microtubule binding. The transcript has 24 exons. Gene Ontology annotation, cellular component: mitotic spindle.
GCGCGCGCUGCCAGAGGGGCGGAGUCGGAAGCGGCCGUCGGUCUGUCGAGUCUCCGCGGUUCUUUCUCUCGGAUCCUCCGGAGCUUCUUCAGCGGCAGCUCAGCGGCGGAUCUUCGGCCUCACAGACGGACCGUCCCGGCAGCGCUGCGGGGACAGACCCAGGUCGGCUCGGCUCGGCUCGGCUCGCCUCCUCCCCCCGCUGCAGUGGAAAAACCCGGACGGAGGCCCGCAGUGCGCGCUGAGGCUCCGCAGGCCUCCGGCCCGGACUCCCGCUUUUCUCCCGGAAAAUGGACGGAUUCGCCGGCAGUUUAGACGACAGCAUGUCCGGAGCGAGUGUCUCAGAUGUCAAUGAUCGUCUUUCUGCUCUGGAGCUUCGCGUCCAGCAGCAGGAGGACGAGCUGACGGUGAUGAAAGCUGCUCUCGCCGACGUCCUCCGUCGUCUCGCUGCCUCUGAAGACUCUGCUGCCACGGCAACCAAGAAACAGCAUGGAGGAAAAGGUGGAGCUGCUCUGCGUGAAGCCUACUCAAUGUCCUGCAUCGCUAAUGGUGGAACAUCUGGACGGAAGAGAGACUCGACCUCUGUCACCAGGAAGGAGACGGUGUCAUCCGCCGCCAAGAGUGGAGCAGACAGGAAGAAGGAGGUGAGCAGCCAACGCUCCCAGAUGGAGGAGAUCCAGGAACACGAGGAACCUCCUCACCCAAAGAACCCGUCCCCCUGUCCCUCCCCCCAGAACCCCCAGCCCAGACCGUCCUCCGACAGCAGUAAAGGCCAAACUCCUCAGAAAAGGGGUCCCAGUGUGAAGCGGUCCUCAGGGAUGGAACGUUCUCAGAGCAGCACCUGGGAGAGUUCAGAAGAAAACCGGAACAAACUGGUCAAAGCUGCGUCCACCUCCAAGCUGCUGGCCAAAGUGGUGAAGAACGCAGAGAGACACAAAGACCCGGUGGUGAACCAAGCUAAAAUGUCGACCCGAGAGAAAAACAGCCAGGCUGAGGGGACUCUGAAGAUGUUCAUGCGUGGACGACCCAUCACCAUGUUCAUCCCUUCAGACGUGGACAACUACGACGAUGUUCGGACAGAGCUGCCUCCAGAAAGACUCAAGCUAGAAUGGGUGUAUGGCUACCGGGGCAGAGAAUGCAGAGCAAAUGUCUACCUCCUUCCAACCGGAGAGAUCGUUUAUUUCGUGGCGUCCGUUGUGGUUCUGUUUAACUACGAGGAGCGGACCCAGAGACAUUACCUCGGACACACCGACUGUGUGAAGUGUUUGGCCAUCCAUCCUGAUAAGAUCCGGAUCGCUACAGGACAGAUUGCAGGAGUGGACAAAGACGGACGGGCUGUGCAGCCUCAUGUUCGUAUCUGGGACAGCGUCAGUUUGUCAACUCUGCAGAUCAUCGGUUUGGGAACGUUUGAACGAGGCGUCGGCUCUCUGGCUUUCUCUAAAGCCGACUCCGGUCAGCACCUGAGUGUGAUCGAUGACUGUAACGAUCACAUGCUGACGGUUUGGGAUUGGCACAAGAAGUCAAAGAUUGCUGAGAUCAAGACUACCAAUGAAAUGGUCCUGGCUGUGGAGUUCCACCCCAUUGACCCACAUACCAUCGUCACCUGUGGGAAGUCCCACAUCUUCUUCUGGACCUGGAGUGGGACCUCUCUAGCUCGUAAACAGGGAAUCUUUGGGAAAUAUGAGAAGCCGAAGUUCGUCCAGUGUCUGGCCUUCCUGAGUACUGGAGACAUCCUGACCGGAGACUCUGGUGGAGUUCUGCUGGUCUGGACCAGGAGCUCGGCUGAGACCCCGACCGGGAAGGGACCCAGAGCCUUCCAGAUCAGUCGGCAGGUCAAAGCCCAUGAAGGCAGCGUCUUCUGUCUGUGUGAGAUGAGGAGUGGAGCUCUGCUGACCGGAGGAGGAAAAGACCGAAGGAUCGUCCUCUGGGACCACGAGCUGAGAGCAGACAGGGACAUGGAGGUCCCGGAUCAGUAUGGAACCAUCAGAGCCGUGUCGGAGGGGAAGGGGGACGAGUUUCUGGUCGGGACGUCCCGUAAUUUCAUCCUGAGAGGAACCUUCAACGACGGCUUCCUGGUGGAGGUCCAGGGACACACAGACGAGCUGUGGGGUCUGGCAUCUCACCCGUCCAGAGAAAUGUUCCUGACGUGCGCUCAGGACCGACUGGUGUGUCUCUGGAACUCUGUGGACCACAGCCUGCAGUGGAGCCGCUCUCUGGAGGAACAUGGACACUGUGCAGACUUCCAUCCCAGCGGAGCUGUGGUCGCCAUAGGAACGCACUCAGGAAAGUGGUACGUCCUGGACGCUGAGACCACAGACCUGGUUGGGAUCCACACUGAUGGGAAUGAGCAGCUGUCAGUGAUGCGUUUCUCUGUCGAUGGUAGCUUGUUGGCUGUUGGAUCCCAUGAUAACUUUAUUUACCUCUACACCGUCUCCGAGCGAGGACGCAAGUACAGCCGAUACGGGAAGUGUACCGGGCAUUCCAGCUACAUCACACACCUGGACUGGUCACCUGACAACAACUUCAUCAUGUCCAACUCAGGAGACUACGAAAUCCUCUACUGGGACGUUCCAAACGGUUGUAAACUGAUCAGAAACCGUUCAGAGUGUAAAGACAUCGACUGGGCGACGUACACCUGCGUCCUGGGAUACCAUGUGUUUGGUGUGUGGCCGGAGGGUUCUGAUGGAACCGACAUCAACGCUCUGAUCAGAUCCCACAACAGGAAGGUGAUCGCUCUGGCUGACGACUUCUGUAAAGUUCACCUGUUUGCCUAUCCAUGUUCAACAUUCAAGGCCCCCAGCCAUAAGUACAGCGCCCACAGCAGUCAUGUGACCAACGUCAGCUUCCUGUACGACGACAGUCACCUGAUCUCCACAGGGGGGAAGGACACCAGCAUCAUGCAGUGGCGUCUGGUGGAGAAGUCCUCGCCGUGUCUCACUGACGGCCUCCUCGCAAACUCCGCCCCCCGCCGGGUUGAUGCCGUCUUUGCUCUGCCCCCUCCUGCAGGAACCACACAGGAACCUUCUCCUCCAACAGCCAAUGGGACCCAGGAGCCCUUCCCUGAAACCCCACCCCCGACAGAUAUAGCUCCGCCUUUGUCCGAGUUGACCCCACCCCAUUCUGAGUCGACACCGCCCCCCUCUGACAGCACAAUGAGUCUGAAGGACAGCCUGGAGCCGAGCGACGACACGGCGACGCCUAGCGACGAAGGGCUGCCCCCCCUCACCCCCCCGUCUUAGACACACACUUCCUGUUCCAUCUGGCUUUGCGGGGACCAGACUCCUUAUGAGCCUUGUGAGGACGUGUACAAAGUGAGGACAUUGUGCUGGCGUCAGACCUGUCGGUGUCUGCUCGACGCUCGGUUUAGGGUUAACAUUCAGUUUAAACGUGAUGUAAGUCGUGGUUGGAUAAGGAUAACUUUGUCAGAUGUGAAAUCACACACAUGAAACACGUAUGAUCAGAUUUAGCGUGGACAUCGUCUCUGGUGUCCAUCAGUGUAAACCUCUAGAAGACAGAAUCAGAGACGUCGGUGUGAUGGGACGUUCACAUAAUUUAUCUCAGCAAUCAACUGUUCCUUCAUUUAAAAAACGUGAGGUCACAGUUUGAAACACCUGGAGAGUCACAUUCACCUGAGUGGAAAAGAGGUGGGAGGGGCUCACCUGUCUCACCUGCACGUCACUGUCAUCCUUCAAACCUUUUUCCCGUCAUGGGGAGUCACUAGAGUGCCAAGAAGAAGCAGGUGGACCUGUGGUUUGCCUGAAGACUAGAAGCUACAGGUGAGACAGGUGUGUCAGUGCUCCUCCACCAAUCAGAACAGAGGAGGUGAAGAGGAAGUGUUGUGGGUCCAAGAGAUGUUGUCAGUCUGAAGUCUUUUAGAAUCUUGUUUUUAAAUUCUCUGGAGAUGAAAACUCUUGAUUGUUUUUAAAACCACUGAAGCCUUUUCUUAUGAACACAAAUUCAUUGAAUCCGUUCAUCCGACCCGAGUGACAAACUGGGAAAAAAAAAAAAAAGGUUUGAAAACAAGUUUUAGUUUUUCUGACAAAGUCUUUUCAGGUUUAAACUACAAACAGUCGGUUCAACCUUCAAAUUGUUGCAGUUUGGAGAGUUUUAUUCAGAGAGUUUUUAGAAAUGGAAGCUGAAGUAGAGCUGACAUGAUGUAAACAGGAAGUGACCUCCAGAAUAAAAGCUGUGACUGACAUGUUUUAAUCAGAGAAUCGAUGAUCUGUGCAGCACCUGUUUGUAUAUACUGCAGAUGUCUGUGUGUAUAUUUCUGUUCACCAAUAGGAGGCAGCAGUGGACAUCCACGGUCACACUCAGCAUCCAAUCAGGCGAUGGGACAUGAGGUCCUCUGCUCUGAUUGGCUGCUGUUGGUGACUCACUGAAUGACUGCUGGUGAUGUUUUUAUUUCUUUUGGACCAUUUCUGUUCAAAAUGUUUUCUGAAUGUCAGGAUGAUGAUGUCACUCCAUGGGCGGGGCCUAUCAGGGUGGGGUGGGUUUCAUGUUGCCUUUUUAAUACUCCUCUAUCUUCAUCGUUUCUACCCUCGUCUCUGAAGGGCUGAGUUCAGGAAUCACCUGAAUUUUCAGGGAGGGGCGGGGCCAUAUGGGGUGUGGGCGGGGCCAGGGGUGGGCUUGGUGGGGUAAGUUUCUGGAGGAAAGUGUUUAUUUUCAGUGUUCAGUAACAACAUUGAUACUCAUGAUGAUGUUCAUGUGACUGUUUUGAGCCAAUCAUGUCUUCUCUCAUGCAUUCCUGUCAGACGACAGACUGUACUGAAGAUUUCAACAAAAAAAUGCAAAUAAAUGUCUUCAAAACUGACAA